Molecule: messenger RNA, 2262 nt
Organism: Ustilaginoidea virens
Lineage: Eukaryota; Fungi; Ascomycota; Sordariomycetes; Hypocreales; Clavicipitaceae
Exons: 4
Coding region: 1-2262 (753 amino acids)
Biological process (GO): stabilization of membrane potential; potassium ion transmembrane transport
Cellular component (GO): membrane
Molecular function (GO): potassium ion leak channel activity
Source: RefSeq, a predicted model, not a curated record
AUGGACCAUGGUCAGCACAAAGCCGCCAUUGCGCAGCACGCCGAGGCUGCCGAUAGCUACGUGGAGAAAGCCGUCUCCCGGCAGUCGGAUCACCAGCGUUCCCGGGAGCUGCUGUUUCAGAACGACUUGGCUCACUUGAUUCCCAGCCGAUGGUGGUUUGCUUCUUCAGCGUUUCCCAUGAUCGCAGCCACUCUCGGUCCAGUGGCGUCAGCUUUCAGCAUCUGCGCUUUAGGAUCCAGAUGGCGACUUCACGUACUUCCUGGUCAAAGCAUCGAAGAUGCUACAGCUGUGGAUGAUCCUGCCUGGUUGACCAUUGUGAAUGCAAUUCAACUGGCAAUGGCUUUGGUCUCCAAUGCCUUUCUUUUUUUGAACAUGACCAAAAGAGUCCGCUUUAGUAUCGCUCAACCGGUCACGAUUGUGGGGUGGUACAUCUCUGCCAUAUGCCUAAUGUCCCUGGAUAUCACGGCUUCUGGUCCCCUUAUGGAUGGCCUAGAGCCACCAUCUGAAUUUGUUUGGUCUCAAGCAUUUUACUACGGCAUCUGGGCUGCCAUACUUUACUUUGUGGUUGCUACGUUGAUGGUGGUUACGUUUUGGGGAGCAUCAUCAGGACAUUAUGAUAAGGACUUCAACCUGACCCCCAGUCAACGCACGCUCAUGCUCCAAACGAUACUGUUUCUCAUGUAUCUUCUUUUAGGUGCAUUGAUAUUUUCCAAGAUAGAGGGAUGGCACUAUCUGGAUGCGGUAUACUGGGCAGAUGUCACCCUUUUUACUGUUGGAUUCGGUGACUUUGUCGUCACCACGACACUGGGAAGGGCUCUGCUAAUACCCUAUGCUCUCAUUGGGGUCAUCAGCCUUGGUCUUGUCGUUAGCUCGAUUCGAAGCAUGAUUAUCGAGCGUGGAAGACGUCGAUUGGAUGCCCGAAUGGAGGAGAAGAAGCGACGGAGAUUCAUCCAGAGCAUGGCGAAUCGCGGGCAGGACGAGAUUCUGAACCCGAUAGUUACUGACGCCACGUCCGACUGGGAUGCAGACAACGCUGGUUUACCGCAAAACGAGUUUGACCGCCGGCGAACCGAGUUCCUCCUGAUGCGCAAGAUCCAACAACAGGCAUCGAACCGGCGAAAAUGGAUGGCAAUGAUUGUAUCUGGCAGCGUCUGGAUACUCUUGUGGCUCGUUGGCGCCGUCAUCUUCAUGCGCUGCGAGAGGCCUUACCAAGCAUGGACAUAUUUCGACGCCUUUUAUUUCUCCUUUGUGUCCUUCACCACUAUAGGUUACGGCGAUCGCACACCAAAAUCAAAUGCUGGGAAAUCAUUUUUUGUCUUUUGGUCACUUUUAGCACUGCCCACCAUAACUGUGCUUAUUUCGAACGCUGGAGAUACGGUGGUGAAGUUUGUCCGGGACGCAACAUUACGCGUGGGAACAAUUACCAUUUUACCUGGUGAAGAGCGAUUCGUCGGGAAUUUAAAAUACAUUGCCAAUCGUUUGUUUCUGGGGCGAGUGUUUCGUAAUGCGACGGCGGCCAUUCGAGAUGACGAGGAGCAGAAGAGAAGAGGUAAGCGUCCAGCCCUUGUUGCUGGAUUAGACCUCGAGGAUGUCGACGAUACAAAGAAGCAGCAGAUGGGACCUCCCGGUGCACACGCACACAACAGUGACCCAGACGAGCGCGAGGGCAAACACCAGCUUUGCAAGACUGCUUCGAGCCCGGCUAGUCGCCCUUCUUUGACACAAGUCCGUGAUCGUCUCGGUGACUUGCCAACAGGCACGGAUCUUCACAUCUUGCUCGUCAAGGAGAUCCAGCUUGUCAGCCAGCAUCUUAGAGAGUCCGAGCCUCGCCGAUACACAUUUGAAGAGUGGGCAUGGUAUCUGGGCCUGAUAGGAGAGGAUGAGCGGGACCCCUUGUUUCACCGCAAAGUGGUUCCUAAGAAGAAGCACAAGCGCCGUCGGCGUGGAAAACACAACCGCCAUGGCGAUCACCGCGACGGCCACGGCCACGGCCACCAGAACGGCCACGGCCACCAGAACGAGCCCGAGCAUGACGGCCAUGCCUUGCAUGGACAAGUUGACGAACAUAAUUCUGUAGCAGCCCAUGUAGCUUCUCAACCUGGCCUUGAUGAAGACCAAACCAAGUGGUCAUGGGUGGGAAUGCGUAGUCCUCUAAUGGGCGGGCAGGAAGAAAGCGAAUGGAUACUAGACAAACUGAUGGAACGUCUGCAGGAGUCGUUGUGGGAGACAAAGGUGGACGAGGAGGAUGCGGAGUCGCCGUGA